AUGGUUAGAUUACUAAAAGUCGGAAAAGGAAAAGACUCAGCGCUCCAUUCGCCUACUUCUAAAGAGGCUGUUGACUUUGAUAUGCAAGUUGAGUACCCAGUCACAUCUCCAGAGCAAGAUAUCGAAUUCGAGAAGAUCAAUACUUAUUUGAAUGAAAAAGGAAUCCCAGAACUAUUCAAUAAACUCCUCACCCAAGUGAUCCAUGAUAAGCCUGAGAACGUGAAAAGCCAUAUCUUGCAGCAGCUCACGAAACUCAGAUAUUUUAGAGAGCAUCCUAAUAUGCAGGAGCCAAGGUACUUUACAAAUGAAGAGUUCGAGACUAUGUUUGAGGCUUAUGAUAUUGCGGGAGAAAACAGCUUGCCUUAUCAGUGCUUGGUUCAAGCCUUGACUAUUUCUGGAAUUGUAAAUCCAGAAGAAGCACUGAGAGAAGAUUUUCCUGAGCUGACUGAAGAGCUAAAAUAAUUAAAAUAUGGCGUCUUCGUCUAGGCAUGGCCUCCCGGCCAUGCAGCCUCGACUCAUAUUUUAAUUAUAUCCGGCAAGGUUUUACCAUUUCAGAGAUGGACAGCAAUGCUAGGUAAGCAAUUCUGGUAGCUUUCAGAGCCUAGCCCUAGUCUAUUCUCAGGGGUGAUUUUUCCUCGUGGGGAAGGAAGGUGCAGGGUUGGAAAGGGGAAGCCCAGCAAAGUCCUCUGGACCAUUCGGGCAACUCCCUAGCGUGAAACUGGGCGUUACGUCCCAGGCUUUGCAUUUUUCCUUUUUGCCGAUAGCCGACCAGAAAAAUCCAUUUUUUGGGUUUUUCGGAAAAGCAACCCAUGUACAAGCAAGUAGCUCAUCCAUGAGCCGUCGAAGACGUGGACAUUUGCCCUAGAAGCACCUUGGCGAUCGAAGCGAGUUUGUCUCCAGCAGGCUGGUGGGCCCGAUGCGACGAAAGGCGAGUGAUAAACCUGGAGUUGUAACCCCGUAGUGGACGUUAAGCGAUAUAAAUUCUAUAAGAUAAGACUGAAGAGCUAAAGGUGUCUAGACCUAAAUUUGUGCAAGUUAUGAUGCAGGAGUUUAUAAAAAGAGGCUUUAGCUACUAA
Messenger RNA from Blepharisma stoltei, 1076 nucleotides. The record is from the annotation of a GenBank genome assembly. NCBI's taxonomy places the organism in Eukaryota, Ciliophora, Heterotrichea, Heterotrichida, Blepharismidae.